AUGAGCGUGUAUCUAGAGAGCCCUAACCCGCAAGAAAGGCCUCGCCCCGUAGAACGAUACGAGGAAGUGGACAUAUUCGGAGGAAAACGCAUCAAGAUAGGCAAGGAUCUCCCUGCCCCUAUUAGGCAAGAUAUCGUUGCCACCCUUACAGAGUUCCGCGACAUCUUCGCUAUUUCCACGGAAGAGAUGCCUGGCAUCCCUACAAACGUCAUGUGCCAUAAACUCGAUAUAAAACCAGGCUACAAACCCGUGAAGCAAAAGCUGCGACAUCAGGGAAAAGAGCGAAUAGAGGCCGCCCGAGAGGAAGUGGAAAAGUUGCUAAGAGCGGGAUUCAUCAAAGAGUGCAAGUAUUCUGACUGGCUCUCAAACGUCGUCCUCGUGAAAAAAGCAAACGACAAGUGGAGGAUGUGCGUUGACUUCACGGACCUGAAUAAAGCCUGCCCCAAAGACGAUUAUCCUCUUCCAAAGAUCGAUCGUCUGGUUGACUCCACGGCAGGCCACGCUCUACUGAGUUUCAUGGAUGCAAACGCCGGCUACCAUCAGAUCACCUUGGCCAUAGAAGACCAGCCACACACGGCCUUCAUCACAAAUGCCGGAGUAUACUGUUACAAGGUUAUGCCCUUCGGGCUAAAGAAUGCUGGAGCUACCUACCAUAGAAUGGUCAAUAAGGUCUUCCAAUCUCAAAUAGGCCGAAAUUUGGAAGUAUACGUGGAUGAUAUGAUCACUAAAAGCAAACAAGCGUCCCAACAUGCCGCGGACUUACGCGAAACAUUCAACACCCUCCGGAAACUCCAAAUGAGACUCAACCCUGAAAAGUGCGUGUUUGGGAUCACCGGUGGGAAAUGCCUUGGUUUCCUCGUUGACGAAAGAGAAAUAAAAGCUAACCCUGAUAAGAUAAAGGCAAUCCGGGACAUGAAGUCCCCAAGAUUUGUGAAAAAAGUUCAAAAGCUAACAGGAUGCAUAGCUGCCUUGGGGAGGUUUUUGUCCAAGUCCGCUGAUAGAUGUUCGCCCUUCUUCAAAACCCUUAAGCAGAGCAAGUUCGAAUGGACAAAAGAAGCCGAGGAAUCCUUCCAGCAGUUGAAAGAGCAUUUGUCUUCUUUGCUGAAACUAGUCUCGCCAUACAACGGGGAGAAACUGGUCUUAUAUGUCUCGGUCUCCGAAUACUCCUUGUCAGGAGUAUUGAUCGCCGAAAGAGAGAAGAAGCAAUUCCCCAUAUACUAUGUGAGUCAUGCCUUUCGAGGAUCUGAAGGAAACUACAGCGAAGUUGAAAAAGUCUUAUUUGCAAUCGUGAUGGCGAGCAGGAAACUGAAACCUUACUUCCAAUCCUAUCAGAUCGUCGUCAGAUCCAGCCAACUCUUGAAAAAGAUUCUGGAAGGAAAGAAUAAAUCCAGCCGUGUCACGGAUUGGGCUAAUCAACUUGCGGAUUUCGGCAUCGAAUACGAACCACAAACGGCGAUCAAAGCACAAGCCUUGGCGGAUUUCAUCGCCGAAAGUACUGUCCCCCAACUUCUUGAGCCUAAUCAAGAAUGGAAGUUGUACGUAGAUGGGUCCUCAACGCAAUCAGCAAGUGGGGCUGGUCUCCUCAUUGUGUCUUCCGCUGGGGUCCGUAUAGAAAGGGCGGUCAGAUUCGAGUUCGCGGCAUCCAACAAUGAGGCAGAAUAUGAAGCAUUACUGAUGGGAUUGAAAAUCUGCUACGAGGCGGGAGCCAAAGUACUGUCCGCGUUUUCUGACUCCCAACUAAUAGUUGGACAAGUCAAUGGGGAAUUUGAAGCCAAAGAUGACAGCAUGAAAAUGUACUUGCAGCAAGUAAAAGGGUUUGUUCAAAAAUUCGACAAGUUCACGUUAAUCCACAUCCCGAGAUCCCAAAAUGCACAGGUCGAUUCUCUGGCGAAACUCGCCAGCUCAGCAGAAACAUCCGCGGCUCGUGACAUAAUCUGGGAAGUGCUUCCAAACCCCAGUAUCAACCACAUGGUCAACACCAUUGACAGGUCAGAAACGUGGAUGGAACCCUACAUCGAAUUUUUGCAAAACCAGACGCUUCCCCAGGAUGGAAAUCAAGCAAAAGUGCUCCAGAGGAAGGCUAGAUGGUUUGAACUCUACGAGGGAACACUCUACAAAAAGUCAUACACUCAUCCCCUCUUAAAAUGUGUUUCCCCUGAAGAAGAAAAUUACAUCCUUCGCGAAGUACACGAAGGCGGAUGCGGUAUACAUCAGGGCGUACGAACUGUCAUUGGAAAAGUACUCCGAAGCGGAUAUUAUUGGCCUUCACUGCGUGAAGACGCGGAAAAAUUGAUCAAGCGAUGUCCCGAAUGUCAGUACCACUCAAAGAUAGGAAGGAAGCCCUCAAAUUACUUGACCGUCAUGCAAGCCGUUCUGCCUUUCGACAAGUGGGGCAUGGAUCUCCUUGGCCCCUUUCUCCCCGCAAAGGGGCAACGGAAGUUUAUCAUUGUGGCCAUUGAUUAUUUCACCAAGUACGUAGAAGCAGAAGCCCUUAGCUCAAUCACAGACAAGCAAGUCUGUCAGUUUAUAUGGCGAAAUAUCAUCACAAGAUACGGUAUUCCUCGUGUGAUCAUCACGGACAAUGGGAGACAGUUUAUGAGUACAAACACAACACAAUACCUUGAUAAGUUUGGUAUUCAAAUCCGUUUCAGCUCCGUAUCUCGGCCACAAACCAAUGGGCAAGUCGAAUCAGCAAACAAAGAGAUCCUAAACGGUAUCAAAAAGAAGAUAGAAGGACUUAAGGGUACUUGGGAUGAAGAACUACCCGGAAUCCUGUGGGCAAGUCGAACAACCGUCAAAGAAGCAACGGGGCAUACCCCAUUCUCUCUGGUAUACAAAUCUGAAGCAGUGCUUCUAGUAGAGAUAGGCAUACCCUCCCCAAAGGUCACCUACUACUCACACGACGAGAACGAACAGAGGAAAAGGGAGAACCUAGAUCUACUUCCAGAAACACGGGGGAACGCAUUAUUAAGGUCCAUGGCCUAA
This is a messenger RNA of Amaranthus tricolor (Joseph's coat), 2985 nucleotides long. RefSeq lists its product as uncharacterized. Gene Ontology annotation, molecular function: nucleic acid binding; RNA-DNA hybrid ribonuclease activity. The transcript has a single exon. The record is from RefSeq and is a predicted model, not a curated record. NCBI's taxonomy places the organism in Eukaryota, Viridiplantae, Streptophyta, Magnoliopsida, Caryophyllales, Amaranthaceae. Gene Ontology annotation, biological process: DNA integration. Bases 1 to 2985 code for a protein of 994 amino acids.